Molecule: messenger RNA, 743 nt
Organism: Pistacia vera
Lineage: Eukaryota; Viridiplantae; Streptophyta; Magnoliopsida; Sapindales; Anacardiaceae
Product: MADS-box protein SVP-like
Exons: 9
Coding region: 57-743 (228 amino acids)
Biological process (GO): positive regulation of transcription by RNA polymerase II
Cellular component (GO): nucleus
Molecular function (GO): RNA polymerase II cis-regulatory region sequence-specific DNA binding; protein dimerization activity; DNA-binding transcription factor activity, RNA polymerase II-specific
Source: RefSeq, a predicted model, not a curated record
UGGUAGCUGUGUGAGAUCAGUUCAGACCUAACACACCACUCCGAGAAGGGUGAAGAAUGGCGAGAGAGAAGAUCAAGAUCAAGAAGAUUGAUAACGUAACGGCCAGGCAAGUCACCUUCUCUAAGAGGAGGCGAGGUCUCUUUAAGAAAGCGGAAGAGCUUUCUGUUCUCUGUGACGCCGAGGUUGCUCUCAUCAUUUUCUCAGCUACUGGCAAGCUCUUUGAAUACUGCAGCGCCUCCAGCAUGAAGGACACAAUUUCAAGGCAUAAUCUGCACUCUAAUAACAUCGGAAACCUUGACCAACCAUCGCUUGAACUGCAGCUGGAAAAUAGCAACCACAUCAGAUUGAGUAAGGAAGUUGCUGAUAAGAGCCAUGAACUACGACAAAUGCAAGGAGAAGAUCUUAAAGGAUUGAAUCUAGAGGAAUUACAGCAACUCGAAAAAAUGCUUGAAUCAGGACUUGGGCGUGUUCUUGAAACAAAGAGUGAACGGAUUAUGAGCGAGAUCUCUUCACUUGAAAGAAAGGGAGCACAACUAUUGGAGGAGAAUAGACAGCUAAAACAGAAGGUGGCCAACUUGUAUAACGGAAAAAGCCUCGUCCUAGCUGAUUCAGAAAUCUCAAUCCAGGAAGAAGGGUUGUCAUCAGAAUCUGCUACUAAUGUUUGCAGCUGCAGCAGCGGCCUGCCUACAGAGGAUGACAGUUCUGAUACUUCUCUCAAAUUAGGGCUUCCCUUCUCUUGCUGA